AGGUCGAACCCGGUCGCUCGCCCUCCGAGCCAGAAUAAAGAGCAUCUCCUCCGCUCCGCCGCUCCGGAGCGACCCGGAGACAACAGACAGAGGCAAACGAGGUGUGGUCGGAUUGUGUCACGUCUGCGUUUGAGGGAUAUUGCAAAGGUGCAAGCAUGAGAAAGGUCCAUCUGUUGUCCUGCGCGGUCCUGCUGUGCGCAGCGCGCGGGCGGGCGACGAACUCCAGCGUGUCGCCGCGGCCCGACUCCCGGGCGCCUCCUGUCGGCGACGGCGCGUCGGUGCGGAGGAAACGGUUCAUCGGUCCGAGCGACGCGGUGGCCAUCCUGGACUAUCACAACCAAGUCAGGGCAAACGUCUUCCCGCCCGCCGCAAACAUGGAGCACAUGCUAUGGGACAAUGAUUUGGCGAGGACGGCUGAAGUCUGGGCUGCUAAAUGUAUAUGGGAACAUGGACCAGCUCACCUGCUGCAGUUCUACGGCCAGAACCUGUCUUUCAGGACAGGGGGGUAUCAGUCAAUCCUGCAGCUGGUCAAACCCUGGUAUGAUGAGGUCAAUGACUUUGUGUUUCCCUACCCUCAUUUCUGCGAUCCCAGCUGCCCUCUGGUCUGCUACGGACCCAUGUGUACACACUACACACAGAUGGUGUGGGCAUCCACCAACAGAGUGGGCUGUGCAGUGCAGACUUGCUACAACAUGUUUGUGUGGGGAGUUCUGUGGAGAGAAGCCACCUUCCUCGUCUGCAACUACUCACCUAAAGGAAACUGGAUCGGAGAGGCUCCGUACAGAGUGGGGAUUCCAUGUUCAGCAUGUCCAUCCAGCUACGCCGGCACCUGCAACAACAAUAUGUGCUUUCCAGCUGUGCAGUCCAACUACAUGUACUGGUUCAAGUAAACAGUGAAGAAACUGCUGUUUGUGGUUGGGAAACGAUGUGGUAUACUGCCUGUAACUGGAUGACAACAUGUGCUAAUUAUUGUUCAUUCAACCGACAGAUCUCUAAUGAAAAAGACAUUCAAAAUGGAUAUCAAAAUGUAGUGCAUUACAUUUUUCAACGCAUGUUACAUUGGUAGCAUUCAAAUUGACUGUGUAAACCAUCUGGAUCAGUAAUGGAACUAUAUUUACACAUCUUUUUAUUGGCAGAUUGUUUUUUGCCCUAGUUUUCAGACAUACAUUUGACACAUUUGAAGUUUUUUUUACAUUGCUUUUAAAGAGAAAAGGUUCACAUUAUCUGGACCACUUUCUUUGUAUGUUUCAAUACCAUAUACACAUGUACUGUAUACAAUAAAUAAAUGUUGCUAUUUGUAUGAUUCGCUGUAACUGAACGACAGUUUACAUUGUUACUAACCACUACUGUAUACACUUAACUCCUGGUAUCAAUAGCAGCUCAGUUAUUGGUACAACAAGUCUUGAAGUUAUAUAAGAAAAUGAAAAAUGUAGCAUAGAUGGAACCACCCUAAUGUACUCAGAUUUGAAAGUGUACUAAAGUUUGUGUGUAUGUACAUAAACACAUUACUGUAACUACAUUAGUGUAACUGUAUAGAAGCAUGCAUGCAUGUUUUAUUACUUUGAUUAAUAUAUGCACGUUUUAUUACUUUGAUUUUUACCUUCAUAUUCUGUUUUGAAAUCUGUGUUUUGUGAGGAU
Molecule: messenger RNA, 1638 nt
Organism: Scophthalmus maximus (turbot)
Lineage: Eukaryota; Metazoa; Chordata; Actinopteri; Pleuronectiformes; Scophthalmidae
Product: peptidase inhibitor 15-A-like
Exons: 5
Coding region: 156-890 (244 amino acids)
Cellular component (GO): extracellular region
Source: RefSeq, a predicted model, not a curated record